UUAAAGUAUACUAACAAUUUGAAAUUGCACAUUCACGCGCUAUUCACACACUGCGCUUAGAGCACUUUGAAGUUUGAAGCGAUCCAAGAAAAUGGAGAAUGAGUACAAUGAAUCAACCGAAGGACUUGUGAAACUAUUCAGAAACGCAAAUCAAGAACUUGAUAUACUUCACAAGCGUCUCCAAAAAGAGUUUCAACACCUUUACCCUGACAACGCAAAUCCUAUGAAGCUUGCGUCUAGGAUAAAAAAGGUACAGGAAGACGUUUCAUCUUUGAAGGAAGAAUGCCCCAAGCUUCUUGCUGCUAAGCAGGAUUUGAUUGAUAAAGCUCAGAGAGGUCUGGUUGAGAGUAGAAAUUUAUUGAAGUGUAUGCAAUCAUCUGUUGGCAUCCCCUUUACCGGUGAAGAUGAGGAUGCAUUCGCUAACUUCAAACAGGUGAUUGAUGAAUGGACAGAUCAAACAAGAUCAAAAACAGGAAAUGAACCUCAUGAUUCAGAUUCUGGUGAUCUCAACAGACUACUCUUCUCCGCCAUAGUUCACAGUGAUUGAACUGCUAUACCAGACAACCAAAAAAUCAUGUAUGUUGUCAUUUAAAUUCAGUUCCUCGGUCAACAUAUAGACACUGUAUACUUUUAAUUUAAUACAACAACAAGUAAGCCUUAUCCUAUUAGGUGGGGUCGGCUGGAUAGAUCAAGUUUUGUCAUAAUGUCCUGUCAAGAACCAUGUUUCUAUCCAAAUCAUUAUUUUCGAGAUCUCUUUUAAUAACUUCUCUUAUAAUC
Molecule: messenger RNA, 777 nt
Organism: Lathyrus oleraceus (garden pea)
Lineage: Eukaryota; Viridiplantae; Streptophyta; Magnoliopsida; Fabales; Fabaceae
Exons: 5
Coding region: 92-547 (151 amino acids)
Biological process (GO): cell division; chromosome segregation; mitotic cell cycle
Cellular component (GO): spindle microtubule; outer kinetochore
Molecular function (GO): microtubule binding
Source: RefSeq, a predicted model, not a curated record